AGGAAAAAGGGUCCGUUCCGUCGGGGGAAGUCACCUAGAUCCUUCGCACCAUCGCGCUAUAUAUAUAUAUAUACGAGUCACAAUGCUCGGAGAACAACAGCAGUGAAAUGAAAUUUGGACUUGGACUCGCUCUUUUGAAAAUCGCAUGAAACUUAGGAGGCCAAACAGCAGGUGGUCAAAGAAGAUAUCGCUGGCGAGCAUGGCGGAGGGAAUUGCUUCUCCUGCUGCCGCAGCAGCAACCACCUCUCAAACUGCAACCUCUACCGCCGCCACAACGGCCGAGUCAAUUAGCAAGAAGAGAUCGCUAUGGCCUUCCAUUCUUCGUUGGAUACCUACCUCCACCGACCACAUCAUCAGAGCUGAGAAACGCCUCCUGUCUGUUGUAAAGACUCCAUAUAUUCAAGAACACGUUAACAUAGGAUCUGGUCCACCAGGUUCUAAAGUCAGGUGGUUUCGCUCUGUUAGCAAUGACCCAAAAUUUAUCAAUACACUAACUUUCGACAGCAAAGAGGGUUCUCCCACUCUUGUUAUGGUACAUGGAUACGGUGCUUCCCAAGGUUUCUUCUUUCGGAACUUUGAUACUCUUGCAGCUCAUUUCAAAGUCAUUGCUAUUGAUCAGCUUGGUUGGGGUGGAUCAAGCAGGCCUGACUUCAUGUGCAAAAGUACAGAAGAAACUGAGGCAUGGUUUAUUGAUUCCUUAGAGGAAUGGCGCAAAGCCAAGAAUCUUAGCAAUUUUAUUUUACUUGGUCAUUCAUUUGGCGGGUAUGUUGCUGCAAAAUAUGCUCUCAAGCAUCCUGAGCACAUUCAGCACUUGAUUUUAGUUGGACCUGCUGGAUUUGCUUCAGAAAAUGAUUACAAGAGUGAAUGGCUUACUCGUUUUAGAGCAACGUGGAAAGGAGCCGUUUUGAAUCAUCUGUGGGAGUCUAACUUCACUCCACAGAAAAUUGUAAGAGGUUUAGGCCCCUGGGGACCAGAUAUGGUCCGCAAAUAUACAAGUGCUCGGUUUGGUUCUCGCGCACAGGGAUCUGUUCUGACUGAGGAGGAAUCCAGAUUACUCACAGAUUAUGUAUACCACACUUUAGCAGCCAAAGCUAGCGGAGAACUGUGUUUAAAGUACAUAUUUUCGUUCGGAGCAUUUGCUAGGAUGCCUCUUGUCCAAAGGGCAUCAGAAUGGAAGGUGCCAACUUCCUUUAUUUAUGGUUUCCAGGAUUGGAUGAAUUAUCAAGCGGCGCAAGAAGCUCGCCAGCAUAUGAGGGUUCCAUGCGAAAUCAUAAGGGUCCCUCAGGCUGGCCAUUUUGUAUUUAUAGACGCUCCGGAUGGUUUCCAUUCAGCGGUUCUGUAUGCUUGCAGGAGGUUUUUGUCCCCUGAUCCUGACAGUGAGUCCCUCCCUGAGGGCCUGACAACUGCUUAGAUGAAGAAUUCAAUGUUGUAUUUACUAAAUGUAAUUCUUAGUGUACUAAAGAGCAUCAUUCUUUUGAGCGCAGGCUGCCACUUAUUGUAUCAUUAAUUCAAGCCUUUAAAUGUAUUUGUUUGGUCUUGGGCUCUAUGCAUUAUUUUAAAUGCGCCGAGAUCUUUGUAAAAUUCUGACAUAGGACGAAAGAAAAUAAAAUGUAUGAUUUUAAAUUC
This is a messenger RNA of Coffea eugenioides, 1626 nucleotides long. Its product is annotated as probable 1-acylglycerol-3-phosphate O-acyltransferase. The record is from RefSeq and is a predicted model, not a curated record. Bases 146 to 1411 code for a protein of 421 amino acids. The transcript is spliced from 9 exons. Gene Ontology annotation, molecular function: A2-type glycerophospholipase activity. NCBI's taxonomy places the organism in Eukaryota, Viridiplantae, Streptophyta, Magnoliopsida, Gentianales, Rubiaceae.